Messenger RNA from Carassius auratus (goldfish), 1214 nucleotides. Its product is annotated as transmembrane protein 179-like. Lineage: Eukaryota; Metazoa; Chordata; Actinopteri; Cypriniformes; Cyprinidae. The record is from RefSeq and is a predicted model, not a curated record. Bases 277 to 1035 code for a protein of 252 amino acids. The transcript is spliced from 4 exons.
GAUGCAGUUUAUGUUGCAGCAACAGAGUCGCGUCCCGGUCCCGUCGCGCGUACGUGAGGCUCGUGCGUCAGAGGUCCGUUGUGUCACGAGCAGCGUCCCGCCGGAGGGAGAGAGGGAGGGGUCCCAAACACAGUUUCUGUGUUGAGCUGCUGGAAAAUUCCAUUUCGUGCUUAUGCCUUACAUGUGCAGCUUCACUGUCGAAAACAAGCGCCGAGAUUACUGCAGGUAAAUUAGUCUACACUCCUCUAGAGCCGACUGAGACUAAUCUUCGGGAGCAUGGAGCUGGAUCGGCGGCUGCUGCUGGCUCACUGCGCCGCGCACGCCCUCUCCGUUAUCGCGGGACUCCUGGUGGUCGUGCCGCUCGCUCUUAACGGAUCCGCUUUCAAGGGGAGGUGCGUGCUGUUUAGUCAGGGCUUCUGGCGGACGGAAAACCUGACGGUGGGCGAGGGAGAGUCCCGAGAGGUCACUCAUCUGGUGCUGCAGCAGUGGGGUCCGUUAGCGGCGUGCCAGUUCGCCACAUUCGUGGGCGUGUUCACCGUGCUGUACGGCGCUGUUCAGGGCUGGAGGAGCCUGUUCUACCUCCACCGGCGGCACGACGACACACUCUUCUCUGCCUUCCUCACUCUGCUGCUGAGUCUGUGUGUGCUCUUCCUCUCUGGAGGGGCCAGUGUUACUCUCACCCUGGGCCUGGUGUCCUGGUGCAACACUGUUACGGACCACAACACCAGACCCUACAGUUGUGCGGAGUCUCAGUCUGUUCCUCUGUAUCUGGACGUUGAGACGUCCUCGUUCUACUCUGAGCUCAAUUGUGCACAGAUCUCUCUGUGGUGUGUAACAGCUCUGUGGUUGGCUCACUCUAUUUUGUCCUUCCUGAGGCUCUAUCAUUCUCACAGUCAGCAGAUCAGCAGACCCUGUUUAUCCAGGGAGAAGGAACUCCUCCUGGGCCAAACUCAAGUGGAGUGUCCCAUUCAUCAUCAUCAUCCUCAUCCACACUUGCACCCUUCACACACUCCCAGUGCCAUACAGUGUUCAUAGAAGUUGUACUUUGAGGUUGAUCUGAGGCCAGUUUUAGUGAUGGGAAAGACUGGUCAAAGAUUAGCAUAAAAAGGAAUUAACAUCUAAUCUAAACAGACAAUCCUCACAAUUCUCAUGCAUGUUACAUCUCAGUGAUUGGAAUUAGCCUUGGUUUAAUCUAUUUGUUACUUUUUAUGCAU